Penicillium maclennaniae is the source of this 1179-nucleotide messenger RNA. RefSeq names its product O-methyltransferase. NCBI's taxonomy places the organism in Eukaryota, Fungi, Ascomycota, Eurotiomycetes, Eurotiales, Aspergillaceae. The record is from RefSeq and is a predicted model, not a curated record. The transcript has 3 exons. Gene Ontology annotation, molecular function: O-methyltransferase activity. Bases 1 to 1179 code for a protein of 392 amino acids.
AUGACUGCGACGUCUUCAAUUCUAAAUGAACUCGCCUCUGCGCACCGUGCUUUCGAUAACGAUGAGCCUGGCUCAAGGGAAGCACUCGUUGAGCACAGUCGGGCUCUGAUUGCCUCGCUGGAGAUUCCUAGCGAGUUCCUCCAGCGCACUUUCUGGGCAGAACCAGCACAGUCUCCAAUCAUCCGCAUGGCCGUCGAUGUCGAGCUUUUCCAACAUUUGCAAAAGGCUAGCGAUGGCGGACUAGACGCUGAAUCGUUGGCACAAAGAACUGGAAUGGAAGUCCUUCUUCUGCAGCGUCUUGCCAGACAUCUAGUGGCGAUGAAUGUCCUCGCAUACCAUGACAAUACAUUCCAUGCGACACCGUUGAGCAACGGUCUUGCAGCUGAGAACUUCCGACAUAGUGUUUCUUUCUGCCACGACGCGGCACGACCAUCAUUCAACGUUUUCCCUCAAUUUUUCAAGGAAAAUAAAUACCAAUCGCCCACACCUGGAGGAGCCGAUGGUCCCUAUCAAGCUGCGCACUCCACGAAGCUUCCGUUCUUUGAAUGGCUCGUCGCGACACCACCCAACCUCCAGCAUUUCAAUUCAUUCAUGAGCGCCUAUCGCGCCGGGAAGCCCAACUGGUACGACUUUUAUCCAGUAGCUGAGCGUUUGAUUGACGGAUUCGAGAGCUCAGCUAGCGAUGUCCUGCUUGUUGACGUUGGUGGUGGACGGGGUCACGACAUGGCACUGUUCGGAAACGAAUUUCAAUCUCGACCAGGCAGGAUCAUUCUUCAGGACCGGGAACCGAAGUACUGGCUGGUAGCAAGAACCUACCCUUCGAGGCACAAGCCCAUGACUUCUUUACGCCGCAGCCUAUCAGGGGGGGCUCGAGCAUACUCGCUUCACUCUAUCUUGCACGACUGGAGUGAUAAGGAUGGAGUUAAAAAACUGGAGAAUCUGACACCUGCGCUGAAGAAAGGAUAUUCGAAAGUCUUGUUCAAUGAGAUUGUCGUUCAUGAAGAGAAGCCCACACUAGCUGCGACUAGUAUGGAUUUGAUGAUGCUCGCUCACUUUGGAGUUAGGGAGAGGACUGAGGCGGAUUGGCGGGCUAUUUUUGAUAAGGCUGGCUUGAAGGUGGUCAAGAUCUAUAGCUACCCAGGUGUUGCGGGGAGCUUGAUCGAGACUGAACUUGCAUAA